AUGGCAUCGCUAGUAUCACCCACGCGGCACAUCGCCAGGGUAUUCGCUCCAACCAGCCGACUCACCCAGCGACGAUGGGCUCAGGUUCACGACAUUCGCUUCCUGGCUACCCAUCAGAAGCCUGACCAGAGAGUCCUCGACAAGUACAAGGCCAAGCUCGAGCAAAAGGCCAAGCAGGAGGGCCACGGCGAUGUCGACAAGCUCAAGUCGGCCUACAAGGACAAGAUUGUCGAGCUCCGACAGCAGGCCAUCGUCCCUGGCGCCAACGCCCCUCUGCACACUUCUGUAGACGCUCCCACCACACCUAAUGCUCCAUUCCAACCUCCUCCGCCACCUCAACCUCAGUCGCAACAACAGCAGUCGCCCAAGUCAUCCGCAUCCGCCGAAGAGAAGGCCGGCAUCAAGACCCUAGCAUCUUUUAUCGACGUGGCAAAGACAAAAGAGCUGCCUCAGAAGGAGAUUGAAUACAUCUGGAGGCUGCGUCACGCUAGCUCUCCCAGCUCCUUGUGUGCUGUCGUGCCCACUCCCAUCUACCACCACAUUGCCGGCACUGCUCGUAAACAUCCUCAAUUUGUUCUGCCUCUGCCCAAGGAGGGUCAAGGUGCCGAGAUCCAUUUCUUGCAGUGGACUUUCCCCUCGCCCACCACAUGCACCGUGCUCUUCACUGCUCUGGCCGAGUUCAAGCUCAAGGGCGAGUUUGCUCAGCCCCACACCACCGUCACCCACCAUCUGGAUCUGGCCGACGACAAGGGCCUCGUUCUGCUCGAGGGCACCGUCAUCGAGGACAAACAGAUCACCGUCGAGGAGGCCAAAUGGCUGUUGAUGUGUCUACAAAAAUUCUACGGAAAGGCUGCCGAGCAGAGUCCUCGAAGGAAGCUGAUGGAGCAGUUCAGCCAGGGAGACAGCAGCUUCAAGAUCGAAGAGCUCCUAGAGGAGGCCGAAAAAUUCUAG
Molecule: messenger RNA, 951 nt
Organism: Aureobasidium namibiae CBS 147.97
Lineage: Eukaryota; Fungi; Ascomycota; Dothideomycetes; Dothideales; Saccotheciaceae
Product: ATP11-domain-containing protein
Exons: 1
Coding region: 1-951 (316 amino acids)
Biological process (GO): mitochondrial proton-transporting ATP synthase complex assembly
Cellular component (GO): mitochondrion
Source: RefSeq, a predicted model, not a curated record